AUGACGGAAUCCCGUCUGGGUACUCUCUGUUUCUUCGUCUCCUUACUGGGUUUCGCUCAUUUCUCCUUUUCGCAGAGCGGCGUCGACGAUCCGACUAUGCAAGCACUCAAAUCGAGCCUGAAUCUCACAUCGGACGUCGAUUGGUCUAACCCUAAUCCUUGCAAAUGGGAAUCUGUUCAGUGCGACGGGAACAAUCGGGUCACUAGGAUUCAGCUCAAGCAGAAAGGAAUCACCGGAACUCUCCCUCCGGAUCUUCAGAAUCUCUCUGAAUUGACUGUCCUCGAGCUCUUCCUCAACCGAAUCUCCGGUCCGAUUCCCGAUCUCUCCGGCCUCGGUCGUCUCCAGACGCUGAAUCUCCACGAUAACCUCCUCGAUUCGGUACCGAAGAAUCUCUUCACCGGCAUGAAUUCGCUCCAGCAAGCGUUCCUCGAGAACAAUCCGUUUGCUCCUUGGGAAAUCCCAGAAACCAUCAAAGAUGCAACGUCUCUCCAGAAUCUCACUCUCUCCAGCUGCAACAUCACCGGAAAAAUCCCAGAUUUCUUGAACUCUCAAACGCUUCCGAGUCUGACCAAUCUGAAACUAUCUCAGAAUUUCCUCCACGGUGAGUUACCGGCGAGCUUUGCAGGCUCUUCGCUACAAACUCUCUACUUGAACGGUCAAUUGGGUGAAGAGAAGCUAAACGGAUCGAUCUCGAUACUGCGGAACAUGACUUCGCUCGUUGAAGUUUCUCUACAAGGAAACGCCUUCUCAGGUCCAAUCCCUGAUCUCUCCGAUUUGAAAUCUCUCCGCGUAUUCAAUGUAAGAGAUAAUCAGAUCACCGGCGUCGUUCCACAUACUUUGAUCGGUUUAAACUCGCUCACAACUGUGAAUUUAACCAAUAAUCUGCUUCAAGGACCUACUCCAUUGUUCGGCAAAUCCGUUGGUGUCGAUAUAUUCACCAACACGAAUAGCUUUUGCCUCAGUGCAGCUGGUUCUCCGUGUGAUCCUCGCGUCGAUACUCUGCUCUCUGUAGCGGAAUCGUUAGAUUAUCCGGUGAAUCUUGCGCGUGCUUGGAAAGGAAACGAUCCUUGUGUUAACUGGGUUGGGAUUACUUGCUCUGGAAGUAACAUUACAGUGGUUAAUCUGAGGGAGAAGGAGCUCUCGGGGACGAUAUCUCCGAGUUUAGCCAAGCUUGCUUCUUUGGAAACAAUCAUUCUCUCUGAUAAUGAACUUACCGGGUCUAUACCUAACGAGCUCACCACAUUGCCUAAGCUUAGGACGCUCGAUGUGUCUAACAAUGAUAUCUUCGGUCAAGUGCCGAGUUUCCGGAAAGAUGUGCAUUUGGUGAUUGAUGGAAAUGUUAACAUCGGAAAGGACGGACCUAGCCGACCGGCUGGUUCUCCUAGAGGUUCAGGGGGAAGCGGAGGAGGUUCUGGAGGAAGUGGUGGUGGUGGCGGUGGCAGCGAGAGUUCCAAGAAAUCAAGCAAUGUGAAGAUUAUUGUUCCUGUGGUUGGCGGUGUGGUUGGUGCGUUGUGUCUGGUUGGGCUUGGAGUGUGUGUCUACGCGAAGAAAAGAAAGCGGCUCGCUAGAGUUCAGAGUCCAUCAAGCAACAUGGUGAUUCACCCGCAUCACUCCGGUGACAGCGAUGCCAUCAAGCUUACUGUCGCAGCUUCUAGCCUUAACAGUGGGGGAGGAGGAACCGACACCGGUGGUUACAGUCACAGCGGAAGUGCGACGAGUGAUAUUCACGUUGUGGAAUCUGGCAAUUUGGUUAUAUCUAUACAGAUUCUGAGGACUGUGACUAACAACUUCAGCGAAGAGAACAUCCUCGGGAGAGGCGGUUUCGGGACGGUUUAUAAAGGCGAGCUCGACGAUGGGACGAAGAUAGCCGUGAAGAGGAUGGAGUCUUCGGUAGUGAGUGACAAAGGACUCGGUGAGUUCAAAUCAGAGAUCACUGUGUUGACUAAAAUGCGUCAUCGUCAUCUCGUUGCGCUUCAAGGGUAUUGCCUUGACGGGAACGAGAGGCUUCUUGUCUAUGAGUACAUGCCACAGGGAACACUUAGCCAGCAUUUGUUCCACUGGAAAGAAGAAGGGCGUAAACCGCUUGACUGGACUAGACGGUUGGCGAUCGCGUUGGAUGUAGCUCGUGGUGUUGAGUAUCUGCACACGCUUGCGCACCAGAGCUUCAUCCAUAGGGAUCUAAAGCCAUCUAACAUCCUUCUUGGUGAUGAUAUGCGCGCUAAAGUCUCUGACUUUGGGUUAGUCCGUUCAGCCCCUGAGGGCAAAUACUCCAUCGAGACUCGCGUCGCUGGCACUUUCGGUUACCUUGCCCCUGAAUACGCAGUGACUGGGAGAGUGACGACGAAAGUGGACAUUUUCAGCCUCGGGGUGAUACUUAUGGAGCUAAUCACUGGUCGUAAAGCCUUGGACGAGUCGCAACCAGAGGACAGUGCCCAUCUAGUGUCAUGGUUCCGUCGGAUAUCAGCGAGCAAAGAGGAGAAUGCGUUUGAGAAGGCGAUCGACCCGAACAUCAGCCUGGACGAAGUGACCUUAGCGAGUAUCGAAAAAGUUUGGGAGCUUGCUGGUUAUUGCUGUGCACGUGAGCCUUACCAAAGACCUGACAUUUCUCACAUCGUGAACGUGCUUUCUUCACUCACCGUCCAAUGGAAACCGUCUGAGGUCGACCCCGAGGACCAGUACGGGAUCGACUACGAUACUUCGCUGCCGCAGAAGCUUGACCAAUGGAAAGCUUCGGCGGGACAUAGCCUGACGGAGGAUGACUUGGGAUCUUCGUCUUCGGUUUAUGGAAGCAAAGACAAUACGCAGACGAGUAUCCCAACUCGUCCAUCUGGGUUUGCUGAUUCGUUCACUUCUGUUGAUGGACGUUGA
Messenger RNA from Microthlaspi erraticum, 2868 nucleotides. The record is from the annotation of a GenBank genome assembly. Lineage: Eukaryota; Viridiplantae; Streptophyta; Magnoliopsida; Brassicales; Brassicaceae.